This is a messenger RNA of Prinia subflava (tawny-flanked prinia), 1615 nucleotides long. It is a transcript of the gene DHRS7B, whose product is annotated as dehydrogenase/reductase 7B. The record is from RefSeq and is a predicted model, not a curated record. Gene Ontology annotation, cellular component: membrane. The transcript has 7 exons. Bases 305 to 1234 code for a protein of 309 amino acids. NCBI's taxonomy places the organism in Eukaryota, Metazoa, Chordata, Aves, Passeriformes, Cisticolidae. Gene Ontology annotation, molecular function: oxidoreductase activity.
UUGGAAUGAGGAGCUCUGUCCAUUCCUCCUCAGGAGUUUUCACUGCAUUCAGAAGUUUGAGUUCACUUCUGUCUCCUCGGUGUGGGGGUUAAAUUUGCCCCUGCACUGCAAAGGUCAGAGCCUGGAUUCGCAGGGUUUGUUUUUAGAGGCAGUCCUUGGCUCGGCUGGCAUUGGACACUUGCUUGGAUCUCUGCCAGCUCCAAAUUUAACCCGGGGCUGUCCUGCUCCGGGACGAGGGAGCUCCAGCCCAGAGUCACUGCAAGUGAGCCCCUUUCUCAGGAAGACAGUUCAGAAAGGAAAGCUGAUGGAUUUCACCAGCACCGUCAUCAUCCCGCUGCUGUUCGGCAGCCUGGGGAUCUUCGCGCUGUUCCGGCUGCUGCAGUGGGUGCGGAUGCGAACCUACCUGCAGGAGGCGGUGGUGGUGAUCACCGGCGCCACCUCCGGCCUCGGGAAAGAGUGUGCCAAGGCUUUCCAUGCAGCUGGCUCCAAGGUGGUGCUCUGUGGCAGAGACAGUGAGAAGCUCAAAAAGCUGGUGCAGGAGCUUUGUGCCGUGAAGAAUCACCGCAAAAACACACAUGAACCUCACACUGUGGUGUUUGACCUCUCGGACACCAAAACUGUGGUAAAUGCUGCUGAGGAGAUCCUGAGGGCCCUGGGUCACGUGGACAUCCUGAUCAACAACGCUGGCAUCAGCUUCCGAGGCACAAUCGUGGACACAGGACUGGAUGUGGAUAAGAAAGUGAUGGAAACAAAUUACUUUGGACCUAUAGCCCUCACCAAAGCACUUCUCCCCUCCAUGAUCAAGAGGAGACAAGGCCACAUUGUGGCCAUCAGCAGCGUGCAAGGCAAAAUAAGCAUUCCUUUCAGAUCUGCAUAUGCUGCCUCUAAGCACGCCACCCAGGCCUUCUUCGACUGUCUGCGAGCAGAGGUGGAGCAGUAUGACAUUGAAGUGACAGUUGUGAGCCCUGGCUACAUCCAGACAAACCUGUCCCUCAACGCCGUCACAGCGGAUGGAUCUCGCUACGGAGUGAUGGACAAGACCACGGCCGAGGGACAGACGGCGGCCGAGGUGGCUCAGGUGGUUCUCAAUGCAGUGGGACAGAAGAAGAAGGAAGUGCUUGUGGUUGGCCUGACCCCCUGCCUGGCUGUCUACCUGAGGAACCUCUGCCCCAGGCUCUUCUUCACCUUAAUGGCAUCUAGAGCAAAAAAGGAGAGGAAAGCAAAGGGUUCUUAGAGCUCAGCUCCCCUGAGCAGGGAGAGGCUGAGCCCCUGCAGUCGGCUGGGACAACACUGGAGGUGCUCCUGCAGGAAAAUACUUUCUCAAAAUGCUGUUUACUAUUGCAUGGAGACUGGGAAGUGGUUUCCCCCACACUGCUGGAAGACAGCACCUAAAUCUCAUCUGGAGAAGGAAGGGUGCUUGGACAAUGGGGGAGAGCUGUAGGGGAGGGAUCAGGGGAACACUGCAGCCGGGGAGGCCCUGGCUGGGACACUCCUCACCUCACUCCAGGCAUGCUCAGCUUUACUGGCCUGCUACAAAUAAAACCCACCUGUUCUGCCUUCACACCAGCAGCCCUUGGCUGUCCCCACCCCUGUGAAAUACAGUCCUCAGCUGGGA